Molecule: messenger RNA, 2628 nt
Organism: Archocentrus centrarchus (flier cichlid)
Lineage: Eukaryota; Metazoa; Chordata; Actinopteri; Cichliformes; Cichlidae
Gene: lrrc38b
Product: leucine rich repeat containing 38b
Exons: 2
Coding region: 867-1742 (291 amino acids)
Cellular component (GO): voltage-gated potassium channel complex
Molecular function (GO): potassium channel activator activity; transmembrane transporter binding; voltage-gated potassium channel activity
Source: RefSeq, a predicted model, not a curated record
CAUUGGAUUGGCAUGGCUGUGUGGAGCUCAGCACUGCAAUCUACACUCACGAGGCUCCUGCCUGGAUAUUUGGAUUCUUUCUCAUGCAGCUUUGAUGCAAGGCUGGACGGCGUAACACAGCAUGUUGCACGGCACUGGGAGAUAGAGAAGAAAUAAUAAGGGGAGACAACCUUACACACACUUGAGCGAUGCUCCGCGAGCUUCUCUCUUUCUCUCAUCAGACCAUCGGGCUUUUCUAUACAGAGACCUGGGUCUAAUGGAGGGAUGCAACGAUGCUACUCUUUGCUUGUCAUGCUUGAAUCAGAGCUUCAUAUUAUAUCCUUUUGUGUCAGAGACCUUAUUGUCUUUGUCUGUCACUGCCGCCAGAUCAACUGUGGGGUAGUGUGGCGGGCAGAGCCUCCUCCUCAACCCCCCUCUCCCUUGUCUGUGCCCCCGACGUCUCUUCACUCCCUGCUUGCUCGUGUCUAUUUACCACUCUCAUGCUGCCCUCCCCUCUUUGUUAAGAGCAGUCGUUCUUGCUCUCGAGCGACCAACUGCUUACUAUCCUCCUGUCUUUCCUCAUUCAAAGCAGGCAGGCUGCUAUUUUAUUCAGGCAGCUCGCUACAUGAUCCCUUAGAAAACAGUUUUCAACGCUGCUCUGCCAUCUCACAAUUCCCGAGCCCUUCCAGAAAUCCAUCUCCAUAACAAGAGGAUGUUCCUCCAGGAGGAUUGAUCCCCUUCACCCCCUUCAGUCACCCCUUCCCCUCCCUUGUCCUGAUCUCCUGCCCUCUGACCCUCAUUCUCUUGUUCUAAACCCCCAAUCACCCUCUCCUGUUUGUCCUCACCCCAAGCCUCUUUCUCCCCUAACUCAUUUCACCCCCUUGACCAUGUUGCCAUGUGUCUGCUGGCUUCAGCUUAUCCUCAUCUUGCUGUCCUCUGUCUUAUGGACCCGGGGGGAAAACUGCCCAGCAACCUGCUUGUGCCCAGAUCCUCACACUGUGGACUGCAGUGGUCGUGGGCUAACUAGUUUACCCGAUGAGAUCCCCUUGGAUGUGCGCAGACUUUUGCUAGCUGACAACUGGAUAAACCGCAUCCCUUCAGACUUCCUGGUUCUAUACAGUGACUUGGUCUAUUUGGACCUCCGGAACAACUCCCUUUCCCACAUAGAACCAGGGACCCUCAGCACCUCUUCCAGGCUGGUCUUCCUGGACCUUGGCAGCAACAAUUUGACUGAAAUCCCUAAGGGGACUUUUGGGGAGUCUCGGAGUUUGAUCAAACUACGACUGGGAAACAACCCAUAUCUGAGCAAGGUGAGUGAAGAUGCUUUCCUGGGCCUCACCUCUCUGAGAGAACUUGAACUGGAGCGUAAUGCACUGUCUACCCUAAAGGUGGGGGCACUGAGUCACUUGCCCUCCCUGCGGGUAGUGAGGCUAGAGGGCAACCCCUGGGUGUGCAAUUGCAACUUUGCCAGCCUGUUUGCAUGGCUAACGGAGAACAGUAAUAAGCUUCCAAAUGGGGUCAAAGGCUUGGAGUGCUCCCUCCCCAUGGAUGGCAGACGUGUAUCUCUUACCCAGCUCUCCAAGGACAGCUUCCGUGAGUGCCAGGCCACCCUGACUUUAACAGACCUGCUCAUCAUCAUUUUCUCUGGCAUCUCAGUGUCUGUGGUGGCCAUUAUGACCAGCUUCUUCCUGGCUUCAACUGUUCAUUGCUUCCAGCGUUGGAGUAAAGGCACUAAGGGGGACGAGGAGGAGAGUGAGGAGUGAGGAGGACUUACUUUUAAAGAACUGCGUGGUCCUUCUGCUUCCAACAGUGAGAGAAUAUAGAAGACAAUGUGUGCCCCAUGCUGUUUCCUUUCUGGUGAAUAUCCAGGACUGUUUAAUGAUAGGAUCUUGCUCUGUUAAGGUUGCAGCUGUUUUCUUUGCACAUGGACUUCUGAAAUAUGGCAAUAAAAGACAUUGGGAAGGAAUGAGUCCUAUGAAAGGUUAGAGUGUGUGCUGCUCCACUCGCAAAAUGCUAUUAUAGAGAUCAUAUUUUUGGCUGUUAGCGCCUGUGGUCAUUUAUGGCCACUGGCUCUUGGCUCAGUGUUAUAAGUCUACACAAAUAUGCCAAGUCCUUUAUAACAAAAAAAGAAAUGGAUCACAAAAAAAAAAGAGGUGUUGCUGCAGUGUUGUCACAUUAGUCUUAGCGAUACCAAAAACCUGUCAAAAUUUAGUCAUGUAGGACAUUCAGCCGUGGGAUCUGAAAUCCUGUAAUAUGUCGGUGUGACCCUCUGAAUGACUUUCAUUGGGGAUUUAUCUGUGUAGCUCAGAAUGCUUGAUCUUGAUUUCAUAAAAACAGAUGUCAUGUUGACCAAUAAUGUCGAUAAUUAACUGCCUAUAACAUGAUAUGCUGGCAUAUCCUGCCGUUUUCUUGAUUCUCUGUUGGACAGCCACACUCAGUAACAUUAAGAAGUUGUUCACAAGCACUGAAGAAGGCAAAUACUGUUGUUCCCUCUGCAUGCAGAAUUAGACUGUGGCAUGGAUGUCAGCUCAACAAGCAGGAUUUGGGUAAUUAUGUACUGCAGGCAGAAAAAGCUUCCAGUGGGUCUACACAUUCUAGCAGCAGCAUUUAUUAUAUAAUCACAAAUUUAUGUACAAAAAAAAAAAAAAA